Protopolystoma xenopodis is the source of this 702-nucleotide messenger RNA. NCBI's taxonomy places the organism in Eukaryota, Metazoa, Platyhelminthes, Monogenea, Polystomatidea, Polystomatidae. The record is from the annotation of a GenBank genome assembly.
ACAUUCUGUGGCUACUGGUCCUGUCUGACGAUCCGACGACCGACGGAUCCCUUUGCCUGCCGACCCGGCGAACAAUGUUACACACUGAGCGACCGACCGGGACUGGGCGACGAUGCGUCUGCUCAUUGUUUCGUGUCUCCGUGCUUUCCAAGGGCCGUGUGCAUCAACAGCACUCUUCUACAGGCUGGCCUGUAUUCCGAGCCGGCAGUACCAUUUUCCGUGUCAUCGCCUCACCUCGUGACUUCCACUUCAGCCUCGUCUGCUACCCUCGGCCAGAACCUGUCCUCCGGAUCAGAAGGCGGCCGUUCUAGAGGUCGAGGCGCUGGGCAUCUGCUCGAUCUCCUCCCGCCUGGGAUGCGCCAUCUCGAGGCUCCGCUCGUGGUACCACCGGCGGGUCCUGGUUGCCGACCGAAUGCGGCCAGACUGACGAACAGUUGUGCUCUCCUUCGACUCCGGUUUGACCUGCUCCGCCUGCCGUACGGCGUCAAAGUAGGCGAUGUCUGUCAUGCGGUGCGACAUCUACCCAGUCUCCGGAGGCAACUACGACGAGCCGGAGGCGCGACCGGUGCUGGCGACAGCAGCGAUGCGACUGGAGCUUCCAUGGGCCACAAAGGAGCCUCCAAAGAGGUCAAGAUACCUACCCGGAGUCUAGGCAUGAGCUGUGAUGUGGAAGCCGAGACGCCGGAGAGGAACAUCAUUCAG